AUGGAAGUCACCAAGACUGCGACCUUCGGCCUUGCGCCCGUGGCCAUUGAACCGCUGGGGAGCUUCUACCUGGCCGCUCUCACCGAAAUCCAACAAACCUACAACCGAUUGCCUGCCAUUGCUGAGCUGGAUUUGAGAUUCACCCCUAUUUCCGGUCAAUCCGAGAUGACUGGUGAAUGUCUUGUCUUCCCAUUCUUACUGUCCGCGACCGAACGCACCACUCUCGACCAAAGGAAGUUAGGAUUUGCCAACGUGGUUCAUGCCUUGUCGACUCAGACUUUGUUUGUUGGAAUGAGCCUGGAAGUCAAGAUUGUUUUCAAGCUUUGA
Aspergillus aculeatus ATCC 16872 is the source of this 327-nucleotide messenger RNA. RefSeq lists its product as uncharacterized. The transcript has 3 exons. The coding region runs from base 1 to 327 and encodes 108 amino acids. The record is from RefSeq and is a predicted model, not a curated record. NCBI's taxonomy places the organism in Eukaryota, Fungi, Ascomycota, Eurotiomycetes, Eurotiales, Aspergillaceae.